AUGAUGACAAUGUGGCAAUUAAUUCAAAUAUUUUUUGCCGCUUUAAUAUGUGAAAUGACUGAUGGACAAAUGAACAGUGUACCAGAAUCUGGUGAUCCAACAAAUCAAGAAGUGGCACUUUUGGAAUGGUCAUCCGGUAUUCGAGUAUUUUACUGCAUUGAUGCACCAUUAGAAAUUCUUGUGGAACCAUUUAAACAAGCAUUAAUACAAUCAUUAAAUAAAUUUUGCCGUAACCCUGCAGCAUGUCGUCUUCUUAAAUCAAUAUCAUUUAAACCGGAUUAUAUUGUUUUACUUGAUGGUUAUCCGAAAAUUAAUUAUGGUGCUGUACAAUUUCGAUUUGUUAUUGUUUUACCACCAAAUGCUGUACCAAUGGAUCGUUUAAGAAAACCAUUGCUUACAAGAGAAAUUCUCUCAAACUUUCUGAAUGCAUCAAUCAAAGAAUUUGAGCGAAAAUUUGGUUGGAAAGUAAGCAGUUAUGAACGAUUUCCAAAAUUUGAUCCAAUAACGGAAUUCAUGAAUACGGCACUAAUUCCGAUUGGAUUCAUUCUAUUCAUACUAAUUCUUCUGCUUGCUUACUGGUCUUCUACAAUCAGCCGAUCAUAUGUUAGUAGCGAUGAACGUUUGGUUAUUAGAACAAGCAGUGAUAAAAGAACAGCUAUCAAAAGAACAUUACAAAUUAUUGAACAACAAAAAAAGUUAUAUGCUGAAAGAAAUGGAUAUAAAGAAUCAUGCUGUACUGAAUUUUCAAAACUUUCAAUUCAAACAAUACCUAAAAUAUCAGUAACGGAAAAAUAUGAGUCAGAUCAAAAUGUUGAUGCAUCGAAGAAUGAAAUUACGGAAGAAUGGCUUAAAAAAUCAUCAAUAGAACCAACAUCAUCAUCAUCAUAUCUGCAACCAAUGCGAUCUGGUAGUGCAUCAACGUUGAGUUCAAUUGCUGUUUUCAAAAAUGUCGGUGGAAGACGAGUGUCUCAUCGACGACAGAGUUCCAUGGAUGAUAAUAACAAACGAUUUCGCAAAAAGCGAUCUACUUCAAAAGCAAGACGACUUACGCAAUGCCAAUGGAAAUUGACAAGUUUGGCAUUGAGUGGAUUUGGUAAAUCACGAAGAUAUUGA
This is a messenger RNA of Cercopithifilaria johnstoni, 1113 nucleotides long. The record is from the annotation of a GenBank genome assembly. NCBI's taxonomy places the organism in Eukaryota, Metazoa, Nematoda, Chromadorea, Rhabditida, Onchocercidae.